UUGCUCCCUCUCCUCUCCUCCCCCCGAGACGGAGCAAUGCGUGGGUCUUCGUCGUCCACGCCGCCACCACGACGGAAGGAGCAUGUGUUUGACGCCCGUGCGGUGCUUGCCAACGCGCUGAGCGCUGGUGAGGUGGCAGCCUUUGAGCGGCACGUCAUCCGCCACGGGGUCACCACCCUCAUCGCCGACUUGGUGGCGGCUGGUAUCUCGGACGAUGCCAUCCAAAGGGUGGUAUACGAGCUCGAGUCGCGCCCGCGAACUGUCGGCCUCAUUGUCGAGCGCCACAUCACAGAGGCCGAGCGACUGCGGUUCGAGGCCGUCGUCGCUGGCGGCAAGUCAUCGCUGGGCAACGAUCUGGCCGCCGCUGGCGUGGCUCCGGGCACCAUCCGCAACAUCCUGGUCGAGAUCGAAAACACAAAGUACAUGUUCCGCGUCCGCAAGGAGCUCGAGAGCGCCCUCGGCCCCGAGGCCUGGGCAGUCUUUCAGACCCACAUCUUCACCAAGGGCAAGACCUCGCUGCCGGCCGAUCUGUUCUCCGCCGGCGUCGUCUCGGCCGAAGACAUCGAGCCCAUCAUGAGCAGGGUCCGCCUCGCCCGCAUCGAGGCCGACAACGCCAUUGCCGCCGCCACCCGCGGCCUCGCCGCCCCGCCGCCGCCGCCGCCCUCGCCGCCGCCGCCGCCCUCGCUCGCCUCGGUCCUCGAGCUUGUCCUUGACGCCAACGAAAUGGCUGCGCUCGUGCAUCACGUCGCCCGGAAUGGCAAGGGUACACUCAUGGGCGACCUCCGUGCGGCAGGCGUCUCCGAAGCCGCCAUCGCUACCGUCAUGGCUGCUGUCGCCGCCCCUCCCGAGCUCGACACCAUCCUUGCCCACGAGCUCACCGUCUCCGAGCUCAAGGCGCUCCGCAGCUACAUCGCUCGUCACGGAAAGACCUCGCUCACCGCAGACCUCACCGCCAUCGGCGCCGCACCCACCCGCAUUUCCGCCGUUGUCGAAGCCUGCGCCAACACCGCGGCCUCCCUCCGCGCCGCUCUUCCGCACAACCCCAACGCCAGCGCCUCGACCAUCUCCACCUCGUCAUCAACAGAGUAGCAAGCUCG
Molecule: messenger RNA, 1097 nt
Organism: Thecamonas trahens ATCC 50062
Lineage: Eukaryota; Apusomonadida; Apusomonadidae
Exons: 1
Coding region: 37-1089 (350 amino acids)
Source: RefSeq, a predicted model, not a curated record